AAUAUGCGGUAAAGUGCAACGUUUUAUACGCCGUUCGUGUUUGUAUUUCAGCUGUUGAGUCGUACAGUUGUGCGGCUCGUGAGUUGGGAAACGUACGGUUUUAUACAUCUUUUGCUGACAAAACAAACGUUCUAAUUUAAAAAUGACAGGGUUUACAGAAAGUGCACUUGUGAAAAGAUUAAUGGACUUAAAUCCCUCUCAACAAAGCAUUCAAACACUUUCUCUUUGGUUAAUUCACCACAGAAAACAUCAUCCGACCAUCGUGAAAGUCUGGUUUAAAGAGAUGUGUAAAGUGAAGGAUAAUCGUAAACUGAUGUUUAUGUAUUUGGCAAAUGAUGUUAUUCAAAAUAGUAAAAAGAAAGGACCAGAGUUUGGAAAAGAAUUUGAGACAGUUUUACCGAAAGCUUUUGAACAUAUGAAGGGAUUUGAUGAAAAGACAAGGGAGAGAUUAAAUAGGCUACUUCAAAUUUGGGAAGAAAGAGGAGUCUAUGAUAAGGCACAAAUUGCAGAGUUUAAGGCUGCUUUUACAGAUACCUCAAAAGAUCCGGGAACGCCACCUCCAAAAAAGAAAUUUAAGAAUGAUAUAGAAAAAGUAAAGAAAGAUAAAAAGGAGAGAAAGAAAUCAGAGACUGAGGUUGAAGUGGAUGGAACCAAAGAGCUACAUGUAACACUAAGUCCUCGUACUCCUGCUGGAGACCCACCGGAAACUGAGGAACUCAUCAAAGCCUUAAUGGAUUUGGAAAACACAGCAUCUUCAGAUGCUGGUGUUAGAGAACGUAUUGCCUCUUUACCACCAGAAGUUUCUGAAGUUUCGCUUCUUGCGAAUUUAGCAGACAGAGCAGCUGCAGAUCAAUUAAGUGUUGCAGUAAAUGAAGCUGCUGCAUUGUUAGCAGAUUAUAACGGACGACUCCAAGCAGAAAUGGAAGACAGAAGGAGAUUGCUAACUAUGCUCAGAGAUUACACUUUGGCACAAAGGCAGUUACUUCAACAGGCACAAGCAACGUUAGAAGACUAUAAAGAAAAACUUAAAAAAGUAUGCGCUGUCCGAUCCGAAGUGAAGUCACACAUUUCCAAUUUACCUGAUUUGACACAAUUACCUGAUGUUACAGGCGGAUUGGCACCACUUCCUUCAGCUGGUGAUUUGUUUUCUAUGCACUAGCACGUGAGUUUAGAAAACACGAUUGCUGAAUUAUUUUUUAGUUCCAUGCAUAAAUAAAUGCAACCAUGCUAUGUUAGCUUGGUUUUUGUGAUGAAAUAUAUCUUAUAUUAUAACUUUAUACUUUUCAAUAUUUAAUACAUUAAAUAUUGAUCCUCGCAUGUAAUUACAAAGAAAGGUACUGAUAAAUGAAUAUCACAGGAUCAUUUUACAAAAUAUUUUAGUAAUGUGAAUAAAGCAAACGAACCAAGUAAUUGUAUAACAUUUCAGAAUUUAUAAAACUAUAGUGCCAGUCAUUUUCAAUGUUACAUUUCAUUUGUAAACUACCUACUUUUUGUUUUUUUAAGCUUUAUAAGUAAAAUGCAAAUGAAAGUUAAUUUUUACUAGGAUAUCUUGAAAAAUUAAACAAAAAUUUUUGGUCCAAAAUUAACAAUGUCCCUGCUUUCAUAUUUUAUUCAUAAAAAGUAUCUGAUAAGUUUAUAACUUUCAAAUAUAUUACUUGUAAAGAAACAUAUAUUAUAAAGAAACAAAACGGAAGAAAAAUAUGAAUAAACAUGUCCAUUAUUUGAAGUUCUAAAUGAUACAAAUUGGAAAUUUUGUUUUCAAUUUAAUUGUUCCAUUGAAAACUUCCAAUAGAAAUGAAAAAGAAAAGUAUAUAUUUAUGAAAUAACGAAAUAUAUUAUAUAUGUUAAAAAUAUGCAAUUAGAAAUUGGCAAAUACAGAAAAUUUUUAGUUGUCCAAACAUUGCUAUUAGCAGUGUUAGAAUUAGAAUGUUACACUUAUAAUACUUGCUAAUUAUCCCUUGUAUAUAUAUAUCGUAGGUAAUGUAAUACUGGGACUGAGAAACGCGUCUUAAAUACAUAAUGCUAUAGUUGAUUUUGAAUGAAUACUGAUCUGCGUAAAUAAAUAAUAUUGUAUAUGUAAUAUUGUACGAAAUAAAUCGCGUGAUUGUGCAUUGCGAAAAUUGUAAUAAUAUGCAGAAUAUUAAUACGAAUAAAUGUUUUGAUCGUUAUAA
Molecule: messenger RNA, 2171 nt
Organism: Bombus pascuorum
Lineage: Eukaryota; Metazoa; Arthropoda; Insecta; Hymenoptera; Apidae
Product: regulation of nuclear pre-mRNA domain-containing protein 1B
Exons: 5
Coding region: 143-1159 (338 amino acids)
Biological process (GO): mRNA 3'-end processing
Cellular component (GO): RNA polymerase II, holoenzyme
Molecular function (GO): RNA polymerase II complex binding
Source: RefSeq, a predicted model, not a curated record